AUGAAACUCUCAACCCUUUUCACCUCAACUAUAUUCACCCUUGCUGCUGCCUCAUCCUUCCCUAGCCCCGAAACACUAGCUACCAGCGACAUCUGGAUAGGUCUGAACCUGAACAAAUGUCUGGUCAACGCUGAGGUCAUCCCCCAGGCCAAUCUCGCCGCACAAAAGGUCAUAGCCAAAGAAGUCAUCGCCGCCUACAACGCCUGGGACAUUGAGCGUAUCCUCGGUUACCGAACUCCAGACUGCAAGCAAAACAUCCUACCCGCCAGCUUGAACCGCACAGCCAUGACCAACGACGAAUACCGCGUAUUCUUCAAAAGAAUCGAGCCUUUGUACAAGAACUUUACGAGUCCUACAAGAAACGCACGACCCCGAGGCACACACAUGCAUUCUUCACGCGCGAAGUACGGCGACGACUGCGAUUGGGCCGUAUGGGAAUGA
This is a messenger RNA of Alternaria novae-zelandiae, 441 nucleotides long. RefSeq lists its product as uncharacterized. The transcript has 3 exons. NCBI's taxonomy places the organism in Eukaryota, Fungi, Ascomycota, Dothideomycetes, Pleosporales, Pleosporaceae. The record is from RefSeq and is a predicted model, not a curated record. Bases 1 to 441 code for a protein of 146 amino acids.